Photinus pyralis (common eastern firefly) is the source of this 1941-nucleotide messenger RNA. RefSeq lists its product as uncharacterized. The coding region runs from base 503 to 1021 and encodes 172 amino acids. Lineage: Eukaryota; Metazoa; Arthropoda; Insecta; Coleoptera; Lampyridae. The transcript is spliced from 5 exons. The record is from RefSeq and is a predicted model, not a curated record.
UAAAACAAUAUAUUUGUGGCCAAAAGUACCCAUAUCAAUAUUGAAGCAUUCAAUAGAAGAAUGUGAACCGCCUAAAACUUCUGUAUCCUAUAAAGAGUUGGGCGCCGUUUAUAAAGGAACAAGGAACACAAUUGCUGCAGCGAGACGUCUUCAAGAAACUGUCAUAGAAUCACGGUCAACAUCCAAUGAAAGCGAAAGCGGCUCUAGCUCUGUUAGAUGCGAAGAAAUUGAGGAUUCCUUUGAAGAGGAAGGAAACGAUACAUCGGGCAAUGAUGAUGACGAUACACUGACAUUUAAUUCGGACGAGAACAACAAAUCAGAACUAGCUCCAUCGAGUUCAGCUGUGUACCGAUCUACAUCAAAACUACAAAAUUCAAAAGCACAACGCGUAAAAUCUGGCAGUUCUCUUCCCAAAUCUAAGGACGUCACAAUAGCUACACCACAGAGGAACCCUGCAUCCAACCUUCGUUGCUCGCUUACGGAAGACCGAUAUACUAAAUUAAUGAAAGCAAUAGCCGGAAUUGAAUACGAUUUGAAGGAAAUCAAGUCUAACCAGACACGGCUUGAAUCGUCCGUUGCCGCCGUUAUUGCUUCCUCUACCAUUACGCCUUCCAGAAUUUCAAGACACUUCGAGUUGCCGACAAGGAAUCAAGAGGGAUUGAUGAAACUGGAGGAACAAGUUAAGCAAGAUACAGAAUUUGAAAAUCUUGUGAAGAUUUUGGCACUAGUAGGAGGUGAAACGCCUAAGAAAGCGACCUAUCAAAUUAUGAAGAGAUUGAUGAAUAAGGAGCUCAGUCUAUUAUACUCCGCAUUUGGAAGAAAAGGGAAAAAAAAUUUCUCAUCACUAACGUUGUAUAAAGCAGUUUUAGAAAGCGUUCGUGUGCUGUUUCCGACGACUUCAGAUCAGGACAUUAGUCGCUUUAUCAGCACAUCCUUGGCCACAGCAGCGGAUCGCGAAGGGGGCCGAAAAUCUCGUGUUACCGGCGUAAAUAAUCAUGAUACAAUGACCCAAGCAGAUUAGGUACCUAUUCACUUAUUGUAGUAUAAUAACAUUAUUCUUUACUUUAUUCUUAUUACCUACAUAGCUAAUUUAGUUUUAAAAUUUAAAAUUCAUUAUCAAAUAUGCCAAGGUCUAGAAAAUCCAUGUUCAUAAAAAGACACUUGUUAGUAACACAGCUGCCGAGUUCAUCUAAAAGUUUAGAACACGACGUACACCCUGUUUUCUCUGAUUCUAAGGUUCACAUCUGUAAAUCUCCUAUAGAAUCAUAUUUACCUUGUGUGUCUACCCUUAGUAACGAUGUACUUUGCCAAACGAAUUUGCCUUACCCACCUACUCCAUCCAUUGAGACAAUUUCACCAGAAACAGGAAAACAACUAAACAACUUGCGCAAUGAAACAAUUUCACAAAAUGCUUUAAUAGAACCACUUAAACAUUCUAUCGAAAGUGAUCUAAGAAAUUGGGCUCUGAUAGAAAAUGUCAAUCACAAACAGUUAACCUCAUUAUUGUCCAUUUUGAGACGGUAUCAUCCGGAGUUACCAAAAAGCAGCAAAACAUUACUAAAAACCAAGAGAAAGUUUUGUUCUAAAUCCAUGCUGUCUGCCGAUAAAUGUAACGGCGAAUUUUUUUAUUUUGGGAUAGAGAAUGGCAUACGUCACCAAUUGCUUAAUGAUGACAUUAGAUCUUCCUUAUUUACAUUGGAAAAUUCUUAUCACAUAGAACUAGUUUGUAAUAUUGAUGGUUUGCCCAUAUACAAAAGUUCCAGGUCUCAGUUCUGGCCAAUAUUAGCUAAAGUUUUUAAAAAAAAUUACACCUUCUCUCCAUUUGUUGUUGCCCUGUUUUUAGGAAAUAGCAAACCGCUAUGCCUGAAAGAUUAUUUGAAUGACUUUAUUACAGAAUUCAAUAACCUUUCAACCAAUGGGUUUUUGUACGAGGGAGAAAAA